CCAACUCUCGGUUGACGGCCACCCCGCAAAACCUCACAGGCAAUGGCGCUCUCCUCCUACUUGCUCGCCGGCAGCCGGGCAGCCUCCCCCUCCUUCCCAUCCCUCCGCCGCCGCAGCCACCACUUCCCUCCGUCCCUCCUCACUACCCCUCUCCCGCCCGCCCAGCGGUGGCGGCGCUCGCUCCGCUUCUGCGCCGCCUCCUCGCCCCCGCCGCCAGUGCCACCCGAGGACGAGGAGCUCACCGACUACGACUACGAGCUAUCAGAGACAACUGGAAAUUGCGACCCUUUAUGCUCCGUUGAUGAAGUUAGCUCGCAGUAUUUUGAAGCUAACUACAAACCAAAGAAUGAUCUUAUUAAAGCUUUAGCUAUUCUUGCAACAUCUUUGGCUGGGGCAGCUGCAAUAAACCAGUCCUGGGUUGCUGCUAACCAGGACAUUGCAAUGGUGCUAGUAUUUGCACUUGGCUAUGCAGGUAUCAUUUUUGAGGAAUCACUAGCAUUUAAUAAAAGCGGAGUUGGAUUAUUGAUGGCUGUUUGCUUAUGGGUUAUCAGAAGUAUUGGGGCUCCCUCGACCGAUGUAGCUGUUCAAGAGUUGAGUCAGAGUACUGUUGAAGUUAGUGAAAUAGUGUUUUUCUUGCUUGGUGCAAUGACCAUUGUGGAGAUUGUUGAUUCACAUCAAGGUUUUAAGCUGGUGACUGACAAUAUAUCUACUAGAAAUCCUAAGACUCUUCUCUGGGUGAUUGGCUUUGUUACCUUCUUUAUGAGUUCUGUACUCGACAACUUGACUUCGACUAUUGUCAUGGUGUCAUUGCUGCGGAAACUAGUACCUCCAUCAGAGUACAGAAAAUUGUUAGGCGCUGUUGUUGUGAUAGCGGCUAAUGCUGGGGGUGCAUGGACACCAAUUGGUGAUGUGACAACCACUAUGUUGUGGAUCCAUGGUCAGAUUACGACUGUAAACACAAUACAGGGCUUGUUUGUCCCCUCCGUAGUUUCACUGGUGGUCCCACUGGCCCUGAUGUCGCUCACCAGUGAAGCAAAUGGAUCAGAUCAGGCAUCUUCCAGUUUGCUAUCAUCAGAACAGAUGGCUCCUCGGGGGCAACUUGUAUUUGCUGUUGGACUUGGAGCCCUAGUGUUUGUUCCAGUGUUUAAAUCUCUCACGGGAUUGCCACCUUUCAUGGGGAUGCUCUUUGGUCUUGGGAUUCUCUGGAUUCUGACAGACGCGAUACAUUACGGAGAAUCUGGAAGGCAGAGAUUAAAAGUUCCACAGGCACUUUCACGGAUUGAUACACAAGGAAUUCUAUUCUUCUUAGGUAUUCUGUUGUCGGUCGGCAGCUUGGAAUCUGCAGGGAUUUUGAGGCAGUUAGCCAACUAUCUUGAUGCCAAUAUUCCAAAUGCUGACCUUAUUGCAAGUAUCAUUGGUGUUGCAUCAGCAAUUAUAGACAAUGUCCCACUUGUUGCUGCAACCAUGGGGAUGUAUGACCUGACUUCGUUUCCUCAAGAUUCAGACUUCUGGCAGCUUGUUGCGUUCUGUGCUGGUACGGGCGGCUCAAUGCUUAUCAUUGGCUCUGCAGCAGGAGUGGCUUUUAUGGGAAUGGAAAAGGUGGAUUUCUUUUGGUAUUUUCGCAAGGUGAGUGGUUUUGCCCUUGCAGGUUAUGUAGCCGGUAUCAUCACUUACCUAGCUGCUCAAAAUAUCCCUCUAUCUCUUCCCACUUCACUGGCAGAGAUUCCAUUUAUCACGGGUUCAUAAAAGGUUGACCAUGACGGUCCUUUAAGAAAGAGACAUUACUGUAGAUUGGAGAUGAACACACCCUAUUUCAGAAUGUUUUGGCAAAGAGGGGAUGUUUCCAACUUGGCUCAUAAAUACACGGGCUGAAAUGGUCGAGAAAUAAACCGUGCACUGAGCUCCACAUUUUGUGUAGCAAAACUGAAAGGCUCGGAGUGUAUGAUAGAAAAGUUAGGUGUGUGUAGCCUAGAGCAGAAUGAUCAUUUGUAAAUUAAGUUCGUAGCUGCCCUUAUCAACAAAGGAUAAAAACAUGGGCUUCAAACUCACGAAGAUCGGUUUUGACUUUUGAGAUGUCUACUUGUUGUAACGAUGAGCUUUCACGGUAUGCUUUUGGAAAGAGAGGAGAUCUGUCUGAUGAUA
This is a messenger RNA of Lolium rigidum, 2142 nucleotides long. Its product is annotated as sodium/proton antiporter 2-like. The transcript has 10 exons. Gene Ontology annotation, cellular component: membrane. Gene Ontology annotation, biological process: sodium ion transport; transmembrane transport. Gene Ontology annotation, molecular function: antiporter activity. The record is from RefSeq and is a predicted model, not a curated record. Bases 43 to 1746 code for a protein of 567 amino acids. Lineage: Eukaryota; Viridiplantae; Streptophyta; Magnoliopsida; Poales; Poaceae.